AACAGUUCGCUCGGCCAACGUGCGAUCGGGACCUUCUUUCUCGCUGUAAACAUGGUACAAAUCUCGUUCUGUAAAAGUUAAUGUUCAUAUUGCGGAUGUAUUACAAGUUACUUGGAAGCGAGGUGGUUCUGUCUGAUCGGACUGGUAAGGCAGAUGGUAUGUACAUGAAGUAAGAAACACCGUACAGUCUGAGACACCAACCAUAUCUGUAAAGAAAUGGCUGGUACGAGCAUCCUCACAAACCGCACACUGGAAUGGGUGCAAGAGAAGGGACUUUGUUCUGAGCCCACUCUGGCUGCCUUGACUGCUCAGGGAUACAAGCAACUCACUGCAAUCCAGCUUUUAGCCAUUCCUGAACUACUAGCCAAGAAGGAUACAUUCCUUCAUGCUCGCACAGGGUCAGGAAAAACCCUGGGCUUUUUGUUGCCAACACUGGAGAGGUUGAGGGCAAUGGGGUUUAAGAAAUCUCAUGGUGUUGGAGCUUUAGUCAUAUCACCCACAAGAGAACUGGCUCUUCAGAUAGCACAGGUGUUGAAGCCACUUGCAGAGGCACAUGAUUUUAACUCCUUAACCUUAAUUGGUGGCAAAAAGUUAAAAGAGGAGGAAAAGAAAGAUGGCUGUAUGCUGAUGGUGGGAACACCAGGGAGGCUAACAGAGAUCUUGACAGCCCCUGAGCCAGAUUUCCGCAUUGCAAAACUGAAGAUCCUGAUUCUAGAUGAGGCUGACAAACUCUUCGAUGACAGCAUGCAUACUGAGUACCUGAGGAUGAUAUGCAAAUGUUUACCUCUAGAAAAAAUGCAGAAAGUCUUAGUAAGUGCCACAGUUAACCAAAAAUGCUUGAAGCUCGCCAAGCAAAUUCUCAAAACAGAAUUUUCUUACCUUACAUCAGAGAAGAAAGUAUCACCCACAACCAAGCAAAUAAAGCAAAGUUAUCUUUUAGUGAGCACAACAGAGAGGGUUCCAAUGUUAGUAACAGUUUUGCGCACUCUGAAGAAAAAGAAGGCCAUAGUGUUCUUUAAUUCUUGCCAUUCCGUGAAGUUUCACCAUGAAGUUCUGAAGCAUUUUGGGCUGCCCGUCCUGUAUUGUGUUGGCCAAGAGAAGCAGAGCCAGAGGAGUAAUAUGUAUACCAAAUUUGUGGAAAUGGAGAGAGGAAUCCUUUUGACAACCGGCAUGGCAGAACGAGGGUGGGACAUCCCAGGCGUUCAGUGGAUUGUGCAGUAUGAUCCCCCCCAUAAACCUGAAGACUACAUUCACCGAAUUGGUCGCACUGGCCGUGGUGAAGGACAGACAGGACAGGCGCUCUUAUUCCUGCGACCAGAAGAAGAAAAAUUUAUUGCUGUUUUAAAGGGAAUGAAUGUUGAGAUUGAUCAGCUAGAAUUCCAGGGAGAGUUUAAUGAUAUACAACAGCAGCUGUUCUCACUGGUUUCUGAUGAUAGAGACAUCCGCCAGAUAGCAAAAACAGCAUACAAGAAAUUUUUACGAGCCUACCAGUGCCACAAGCUCAGAAAAAUAUUUAAUGUUCAAACCCUGGAUCUGAACCAAGUCUGUCAAGCUUUUGGCUUCACAAAACCACCUUUGGAACUUGGCAAGCUGACGUGAGGUUUUAAACAGGAUUUAAAGAAUAUUAGUC
Molecule: messenger RNA, 1630 nt
Organism: Penaeus monodon (black tiger shrimp)
Lineage: Eukaryota; Metazoa; Arthropoda; Malacostraca; Decapoda; Penaeidae
Product: ATP-dependent RNA helicase HAS1-like
Exons: 9
Coding region: 217-1599 (460 amino acids)
Biological process (GO): maturation of LSU-rRNA from tricistronic rRNA transcript (SSU-rRNA, 5.8S rRNA, LSU-rRNA)
Cellular component (GO): nucleolus
Molecular function (GO): ATP binding; nucleic acid binding
Source: RefSeq, a predicted model, not a curated record